AUGUCUUUGUUCAACGUAUUGAAUCCGCUACUAAAAGGGUCCAAUAGUCUCAGACCGAAGUUCAACGGUAUUCUAUUCAACAAUGUUUGUACAAUAACAAUAAGAACUUUAAUGAAAACCCAUAAAGGUACAGCAAAGAGAUGGAGGCGUACUGGUAAUACUUUCAAAAGGGGUAUCGCUGGAAGAAAGCAUGGCAAUAUAGGCUGGUCCCAUAGAUCCUUAAAGGCUUUGACUGGAAGGAAAACAGCUCAUCCAGCUUAUUUAAAGCAUUUAAAGCGUUUGCUACCUUACCAUUGA
Molecule: messenger RNA, 297 nt
Organism: Saccharomyces kudriavzevii IFO 1802
Lineage: Eukaryota; Fungi; Ascomycota; Saccharomycetes; Saccharomycetales; Saccharomycetaceae
Gene: MRP35
Product: mitochondrial 54S ribosomal protein bL35m
Exons: 1
Coding region: 1-297 (98 amino acids)
Biological process (GO): translation
Cellular component (GO): ribosome; large ribosomal subunit
Molecular function (GO): structural constituent of ribosome
Source: RefSeq, a predicted model, not a curated record